ACCCCAUACGUGCAUUACGCUCCGUUGAUUUCCAUGUGCCAGCGAAAAUUUAAAAUUAGAACGCGCGCCAGUCGGGCAGUCCGUUGGUAACUUUGGAUUCGGAAGGUUAGAAAUAGCGGGAGAAGAAGAGGAAAAAAGCACGACCCCCGCAAACGAACUAUUUGUUUUUUACUUAGUGCCGUUGUUUUUGUUUGUUUCCAGUUUUCCUGUACGUAAAAAUAAUGGAAAAAUUACACUGUUGCAUGUGGUUAUUUAUAUUUUCUAGUUUUGCAUAUUCCAAGAUAAUAAUUAACGAACUAUCAGUACCAAAAUCCAUACCUUUAAACGGUACUAUAGAAGUUAUAGAUCUGGACUGUAAAUUUCAAACAAUAAAUGAAUCAGGAAUAGAAGUUAAAUGGUUUUUUAAUGGCGAUUACGAUCAAAUUUAUCAGUGGGUACCUGGUUACAAUGACAGUCGUACCGCUAUGGGUAUUUUAAAGGACCGAUUAGAUCCGAAAUAUAAAGUAACGAAUAACAGCGACACCGAGUACCGGGGGUUCAGAAUAACGGAUAUUGUAAGAGAACUAACUGGGAAUUACACGUGUAAAAUUAGUGGAGAAACAGAUGAGGCUUCGAAAACUAAGCAGAUGGUUAUUUAUUCACCAGCUAAAUCUGGAAUUAAUUUUGAAUUGAAUAAUAAUGAAUUUAUAAUAUGUUCUGGGAAUGGACUAUACCCGGAACCGGAAGUUGAUUUUUACAUAUUACAGGGGAAUGGAACAAAAAUUGACAUAAACGAAGAUCAAAAUAUUGAAGUGGAUGAAGAUGGUUAUUAUAAUAUAAAUGCUACGCACGAUAUAACUGAAUAUAAUCAUUCUUCUACAGGGUCUAUAACAUUUAUUUGCAAUAUCAGUAUACCAGGGACGGAUUACUUUUUAUUCAAGGAAAUCGUCAAUAUUGGUACAACCUGGCAACGCAGCAGACAGUGAUACCAAUUAUUUUAACGAAUCCUCUUCUUCAUAGAAUAUGAGUUUCAUAGGCGUCCUGAAUGUUAUGAUUAGUUAGAAUAAAAUAUAAUUUUUGGAGUACUAUUCAAAUAGAAAAUAAUAUUCUCAUUGAUGAUCCGUGAAAAAAAAAAUAAAAGUAAAUAACAAUUAAUUAUAUAAAAUUAUCAUAAUCAUUAAAUUAUUUUUAUUUUCUGUUAAUUCAACAAUGUGAAUGUUCGUGAAUAUUCGUCUACGUCACGAUGUGUAUCUUAUUGUUAAUAUGUACAGAUCCGGCAUAGCCUUUGAAAUAUUUGUUAUAGAACUAUAAAAGCGUUCAUUUUUGUAUAUGUAUUUGAAUUUAAUCACUAGUUGUAGUGGCAUGCUUUAAUUGUUAUUCAGUAGACAUAUUUCGGUACAUUUGUCAAUACUUGCAUGAUAUCUUCGUAUAUUUUGUAUAUAAUAAAGGAAAGUUCAGUUACUUAAGAACGUCAAGAAGUUGAUACAAAUGGUUUUUUUUUUCAGAUAAUUCUGGAAUACCCCAAUUAUCAACGUCGUUACUUGCAAUUUUUAUAAGUAUUUUGGUUUUAUUAUAUUAAUUUUAUAUUUAUUAUAAUUAACUGUUGUGAUAAAAUUACCAAAAAUCGUGUAUAAAUGUAAAUAAUAGAAAAAAAUUCGAGUCUUAAAACCAAAAAUUAGUAUAAACAUUGUAAAUAUGUAAAAUGCUGGUUAUUAAUUGUAAUUUUUGAAUCUAGUCCCUAAAUAAACGUUUAUUUUAUUUA
This is a messenger RNA of Diorhabda carinulata, 1741 nucleotides long. RefSeq lists its product as uncharacterized. NCBI's taxonomy places the organism in Eukaryota, Metazoa, Arthropoda, Insecta, Coleoptera, Chrysomelidae. The transcript has 5 exons. Bases 222 to 965 code for a protein of 247 amino acids. The record is from RefSeq and is a predicted model, not a curated record.